This is a messenger RNA of Argiope bruennichi, 1146 nucleotides long. RefSeq names its product isatin hydrolase-like. The record is from RefSeq and is a predicted model, not a curated record. The transcript is spliced from 3 exons. Bases 162 to 1004 code for a protein of 280 amino acids. Lineage: Eukaryota; Metazoa; Arthropoda; Arachnida; Araneae; Araneidae. Gene Ontology annotation, molecular function: arylformamidase activity.
GAAAAAUAAAAAUUCUUAAACACGUUUUUACUCUUAACUAAAUGAUCAAUGCGAAGGUCACUCAUAAUCACUUUCUUCUGUGGGAGAUUAGAGUUUAGACCAGAGAUUUCUCCAUUCCAGUUAUAUUAUUAAUCAACAUUGCUGGCUGACAGUUAAGGAAUAUGCUUCUUCUUUGGAUAAUUCACUGCUUCUCUGCAGUAAUUACGAUUGUCAAAUGUGCGCCUCUUCCUCUGAAGAUAAUCGAUCUGAGCUACACGUUCGAUGAGAUGACUCCUUACUGGCCCACUCAAAAGAAAUUUGAGUUGAUCGUGACAGUAAAUGAGACACAAGAAGAAGGAUAUUGGCUACAAAUGGAGGAAUAUUCUUCAGCCAUUCAUGUCGGAACACAUAUGGAUGCCCCAUGUCAUUUUGCGAAGGGCCGAUGGACCGUGGACCAGAUUCCUCUUGACCACCUCAUUGCCCCAGCAGCUGUGAUUGACAUCAAACAACGCGCCGAAGAGGACAGAGAUGCUUUGGUGCAAGUGAGCGAUUUCGAGAACUGGGAGAUGUUGUCAGGCGAGAGGUUAGAUGAACAUAUCGUCAUGAUACGAUCGGGUUGGGGUAGUAGGUGGAGAGACAGAGAAGCUUUUGUGGGAACUGCCGAUAACGAUACGACUAAGUUUCAUUUUCCUGGCAUCUCCAAAGAAGCUGCCGAGUGGCUGGCAGAUAAAAGACGUGUCUAUGGAGUAGCAUCAGAGACUUUAUCUUUAGACAACGGACCGUCCCAAGAUUUGAUAGCUCACAGGACUCUUUUGGACAAAAAUAUUUAUGGUCUGGAGAACGUUGCCAAUAUGGAACAGAUGCCCUUGUACGGAGCAACUGUGUAUGUAAUGCCGAUGAAAAUCGGCAGUGCAAGUGGAGCUCCAACAAGGAUUAUUGCUACUUUUCCAAAGAUUUUGUUCGCCAAAGAUGGUAGAGGAGUCACUGAGAGAUCAUUGAGAGAAGUCAUUAUUUUCAAUAAGUAGAACUCAAGAUUGGUUCAAGAAAAGAGAAAAGAAGAAAAAGAAAUAAGAAAAAAAGAAAUUAACUUCAGAUUCUACAAAAAAUUUUGUAUUUACAUUUUUAAUAUUUUCAAGUUUUAUGAUAUUAAUAAAUAUUUCAUGUGAA